UGAGUUUGGUCGAACAGCACAAGACACUUUCUAAAACUUCACUAGCAGCAUUUGAAACUAGAAUGUCGUUUUUACCUGCUCGAGUCUCUGUUUUCUUUGUCCUGAUUGGCCUGGCCAGCUGUCACAACAUCCUGGUCUUUAUGCCAUUCGGCUCCCAUAGUCAUAAAGCCACUCUUAUUCCACUCAUUCAAGGCCUAUUAGAGAGGAACCACAGCGUGACUUUUAUCACCAAUCAAGAAUCGACUGACCUUCGUUACCAUAAAAUGAUGUACAAUUUGGACGAAGUCGUCGUUCCAAACUUGAAUUAUUCGAUGCUGGACCCGGAAAGCGCCGAGCAGAAUUUUUUCGAAAUAGCCGCCAAACAAUCGAUCCGCUCGCAGUUGAAAAUUUUCAGCCACUUGUCUGGUCAAGUGAACCGAGUCCUCGAUCAAACGUACAGCGACGCUGGCGUCCAAUCAGUCUUGCGUCACGGCCAGUUUGAUUUGCUCCUGUUGUCACAGGUGGUCUCCUAUGCUGGCUACCCUCUAGCAUGGCAUUUUCAAUGUCCUUUCAUAUUAUCCAGCCCGAAUGUUCUAAUGACAGACUCGGCUUACCUGUUGGGCGAUUCUGAGCACACGGAGUACGUCCCUUUCUUUCUGAUGGCCCUGACGGACCAAAUGAAUUUGGUGCAGCGCGUAAUCAACACGGUCGUCACUCAUCUGCUCAACUUCUACCAGGACGUGUUCGUCUUUCCGCGCUUGCAGCCGGCCAUCGAGAAAUAUUUCCCUGGGGCUCCUUCCUUGAUUGAAAUGAAGGCCAACAUCACCGCCGCCUUUGCCAAUACUCAUCCAGCGUUCAGUUAUCCUCGAGCCUAUCCACCAGGUGUGGUCGAAUUGGGCGGAAUUCACUGCCGCCCUGCCAAACCUCUUCCGCAUCGCCUGGAACAAUUCGUGGCCGAGUCCGGUAGCGCUGGUUUCAUUGUCUUUGGAGUCGGUUCCAUCAUCCCGAUGGACGAAAUGCCUAGAGAAAUGCUCGACGUUUUCAUCCGAGUCUUUUCACGCUUACCGCAACGAGUCGUCUGGCAAUGGCGAGGCUUCAACAAACCGGCCAAUUUAUCCGACAACAUUCUGCUAGUCGAUUGGCUUCCGCAACAGGAUCUUUUAGGUCACGAGAAAUGUCGGCUGUUCCUGACUCACGGAGGCCUAUUGAGCACGCAAGAGGCAAUCUACCACGGUGUUCCCGUUCUGGGUUUGCCGUUCAUUAGCGAUCAGCUGCUCAACAUGGACAAGGCGGUCCGCGACGGCUACGCCCUGCAAUUGCGCUGGAAUGAGAUCGAAGACAAGCUGCUCCACCGCACCAUCCACGAGCUGAUUUACCAAGAUUCGUACGUGGAAAAUGUCCGUAGACGUCAGAGUUUACUGCACGACCAAUCAGAGAGUCCGCUAGAGCGCGGAUUGUACUGGGCCGAGUACAUUGCACGACAAGGCGGCGCCCCGCACUUGCAGUUAGGCUCUCGCCAUCUCAACCGUUUCCAGCGAUCCUUGGGCGACGUCUACUUAAUCCUGGCCGCAAUCGCUUGUCUCUUGAUUUUCGCCACUUGGCGCUGUCUCGGCCGUUUCGAGUUCGUUGCCCGUCUGACAAAACUCGAUUUAUUUUAAAUUGCGUCGUGUGUACAUUUUCACUUGCGAUCUCUAAUUUUUGUAAAUAACCUUUCCAUUGUCGUCAUUAUUAAAAGCUUUAUAAAUCUGGAUCACGUGACCCGGUGUCUAGACAG
Messenger RNA from Daphnia pulicaria, 1753 nucleotides. Its product is annotated as UDP-glucuronosyltransferase 2B14-like. The coding region runs from base 63 to 1637 and encodes 524 amino acids. Gene Ontology annotation, molecular function: UDP-glycosyltransferase activity. Lineage: Eukaryota; Metazoa; Arthropoda; Branchiopoda; Diplostraca; Daphniidae. The transcript has 4 exons. The record is from RefSeq and is a predicted model, not a curated record.